GUCUCUAGGCCCGAGCGGCGGCGGCGGCGGGGCGGCUUUCUCGUCAUGGCGGCCGCCGCCGAGCUGCAAAGCAAAUACCAGAAGCUUGCGCAGGAGUAUUCCAAGCUUCGAGCUCAGAAUCAUGUGUUGAAAAAGGGUGUUGUGGAUGAACAAGCAAACUCAGCAGCCCUGAAGGAGCAAUUAAAAAUGAAGGACCAGUCACUCAGAAAGCUGCAGCAGGAGAUGGACAGCUUGACCUUCCGAAAUCAACAGCUGGCCAAGAGGGUAGAGCUGCUUCAGGAUGAACUUGUGUUAAGUGAAUCUAAAGGCAAGAAGAACAAGAAAAGUGGUGAACCCGUCUCUCAAUUGAGUCAAGAACAAAAAAAUGUAUUUGAUGAAGAUCUUCAAAAGAAGAUAGAGGAAAAUGAGAGAUUGCACAUUCAGUUCUUUGAGGCGGAUGAGCAGCAUAAGCGCUUAGAAAUUGAGCUGCGGAAUAGACUUGAGGUCUUGGAGAUGGAGGCCGCCCAGCACCAAGCAGUCGUGGAUGGCCUAACCCGGAAGUACAUGGAUACGAUAGAAAAACUGCAGAGCGAUAAAGCCAAGUUAGAGAUCAAAUCUCAGACCUUAGAGCGAGAAGCCAAGGACUGCAGGGUCCGAAUGGAAGAAUGCCAACAGCAGCUAAAGCACCUUCAUAGUGACUUGAGCAGCAGAUUGGAUGAUUCUUUGCACAUCAUUAGGGAAAAAUUACCUUUCAACGACACAAAAUCCAUCCAUCACAAUGCUCUGAACGUGCCAUUCCACAAUAGACGGCGGCAGUUGAAGCUGCGUGACCUUGCUGGCCAAGCACUAACUUUCGUUCAAGAUUUAGUCACAGCCCUCCUGAAUUUCCACACCUACACAGAACAGCGGGUCCAGAUUUUCCCUAUAGAUUCAGCCACAGACACGAUAUCACCGUUAAAUCAGAAGUUCUCCCAGUACCUUCAUGAAAAUGCGUCCUACGUCCGUCCUCUAGAGGAAGGAAUGCUGCAGCUGUUUGAGAGCAUCACGGAAGACACGGUCACUGUGCUGGAAACAACUGUGAAACUGAAAUCUUUUUCUGACCACUUAACAUCUUACGUCUGCUUUCUCAGGAAGAUUCUUCCUUAUCAGUUCAAAAGUUUGGAAGAAGAGUGUGAAUCUUCUCUUUGCACAGCUGCGUUAAGAGCCAGGAACAUGGAGCUCCAAAAUGACAUGAAAAAGCUGACAGCGGUCUUUGAGAAGCUGCAUACGUACAUUAAUCUUCUUGCCUUGCCCAGCACAAAACCAGACAGACUGCUUCGAACAAAUUUCAGCUCAGUGUUCACGUACAUUGCUUCAACUCUUCAUGGAUUUCAUGAUGUCUUGCAAGAUAUGUACAAGCAUUAUAGCCAAAAAGCUGCCUUGGAGCAAGAGCUCCCCACUGCCACCCAGAAGCUCAUCACCACCAACGACUGCAUCUUAUCCUCUAUUGUAGCAUUAACAAAUGGAGCAGGCAAGGUUGCUUCAUUCUUCAGCAAUAAUUUAGACUGCUUCACUGCAUCGCUGAGCUAUGGGCCAAAGGGAGGAAUGGAGUUUAUCAGCCCUCUCUCAGCUGAGUGUAUGCUUCAGAACAAGAAAAAAGCAGCUGCCUUCAUGAAACUACUGAAGAAGCCGUGUCCUGAUUCAGUGCCUUACGAAGAGGCCUUGGCCAACCGCAGAGUUCUUCUGAGUUCCACCGAGAGCAGAGAAGGCCUCGCACAGCAGGUGCAGCAGAGUUUGGAGAAGAUUACAAAACUGGAGCAGGAGAAGGAGCACUGGAUGCUGGAGGCUCAACUUGCCAAAAUUCGGCUGGAGAAAGAAAAUAAAAAGGUUAUCAAGAACUCAGUGGGCAACCAGAGGAUUGAAACAACUCAGGAAAGUUUGCUCACAGCAGAAACAACUGAACGGGAAAAGGAGGAUUCUAUGGAAAAGGCUUCUAUGGAAGCAGUUACAAGCACAAGUCUGGUUGGGAUGCUGACAGUGACUACAGGAAAUGAAGAGAUUCCAGAAGCUGCUACCAGAGAAGACUUGAUAAAGAACCACUAUAUGGCGAGAAUAGUGGAGCUGACCUCUAAGUUACAGUUGGCUGACAGCAAGUCCGUACAUUUCCAUGCAGAGUGCCGAGCACUUGCAAAACGUCUCUCUCUAGCGGAUAAGUCUAAAGAGUCCACACUGGAAGAUAUGAGGCUAGCAAAGCAGAGCAUCACCAGAUUGCAGGAUGAAUUAGCAACGACCAAGAGAAGCUAUGAAGAUCAGUUAAGCAUGAUGAGCGACCACCUCUGCAGUAUGAACGAAACAUUAUCCAAACAACGAGAAGAAAUAGAUACAUUAAAGAUGGCUAGUAAGGGAAAUUCCAAGAAGAACAGAAGUCGAUAGUAUUGGUUGGCCAGCUGUCUUCCGGAUGACGCUGCUUCACAGAGACACAGACGCUGGACCUGGUAUUCAGCUAGCAAAUCCUCUCUUGGCUGGAUGUGGCCGCAGUGGUGGAGUUAACCCAUAUGUGUUUUCUUUGGUGUUGUGGGUGGGUAUGAGGCCACACUGACUUGGGUAGCUGGCAUCAUGCAGUGCGAAUGUGGCAUUGCCAGUAAAGUGGAUCGGAAAAUACUUGCUCUGUGGAUAAACUACAUAGGAAUUAACCAUGACUUUUUAUUGUAUACUUUGUAACUACCUUUCAUGUCCAUGUACAAACUUUUGAGAUUUUGUAUAUUUGAGUGCAUAUUUAGGCAAUCAGAUCUGCUAUUGAUGUGGUAGUUGUCUUUUCCUGCCCUAAGAGAUUGUUAUCCUGCCCGUCCCUCUUUCUGUGAGUAAAACUAAAACUAUGCUAACCACUGAGUUAAGAAUAUUCCUCAGCUGCAUCCUCCUGUGCCGUUGUUGUGAAAUGUAUUACAGAUUCCAGUCUUCUCUUCCAGUCUAGCUUAGAAGAUUGCCUGAGAGAGGCAGUCCCCGUACAUUUAUAUUGAAACAUUGAGUACAACUGUGACUAAUGCCACUUCAUAUUAACUGUUACAGCAAUUAAAAAGUGUACAAUAGUGGUCUUCUAAAAUCAAGUGUAGAAAGUGGGCCAAAGAAACGGCCUGUGCAAAAUCAGGCUGAAGAGUGGCAUUUUGGGCAUUCGUUUGUGUUAUUACUUUCCAUGCAGAUCUGAUAACAGUGAAAUACCCAGUAGUAUAUUUGAGAAAGAUGUAAAUAGGAAGGCCACUGAAAGGAAGAUUUCUUUUUCCACAAAAAGACAUUUUCACCUACAGAAGAGUGAGAUGACAUUCACAGUUGAGUAUCAGUUUCAGAUGAAGGUUGAUUAAUACAGACUAAGAAAUCACUGGAUUAGGAAAAGUCUGCACAGAAGGGCUGGUCCAGAUACUGAUAGGCCCAGAAGUAAGCCUAAAUGGGAAGUGAAAGGCAAAGUGCUUGGAUUUGGGAACUUUUCGGCAUUCACACAUAACAGGGUAACUGAUUUUCAUUGAGGGGUUGGUGUGGAGAUCCCUAUGCACCUUCAUGCUGGUUUCACCUCACUUACUCCAUGUGGUAACAUCGGUCUUUGCUCCUGAAAACUAGUAGUGUUUUCUGGUGGUAGAACGUAGCAUUAUCAGAGCCUGAGCCAAUCCUAAACUUUCGCAAAUUUGGGCCCUCGAGAUAUUGUUUGACUGCAACUUGAAGCAUUCUGAGCAGGCACAGGCAAUGGUGAGGAGUACUGGGAAUCCCAACAACAUGAGCAAGCUGCUCUCUUCUCGUCCCCUGCCUAGGCUGGUUGUUCCAGGGACAUUUUGGAAUUUAUUGAUUGAUGUCUUAGUAUUCUAAAUUUAUUCUUUGCACUUUUUCUUGUGAGCAGUUUGUUUACACCUAUGUGAAGUCUUCUCAGCACAGUAUUCCAUGAGAGAUUUCUGCCAUCUGUUUGCAAGAGGUUCUGCUACUGAAUAUUUUACACUGUUGCUCUGUGAGGGAAAGUAACUGCCCUAUAUUCAAGGGUUACUCAAUUGUAUCAACCAUGUCAAUGUGUAUGAUGAGCAUAAAAUAAAUAUACUGCCAACUUA
Molecule: messenger RNA, 4043 nt
Organism: Anolis sagrei ordinatus
Lineage: Eukaryota; Metazoa; Chordata; Lepidosauria; Squamata; Anolidae
Gene: PPP1R21
Product: protein phosphatase 1 regulatory subunit 21
Cellular component (GO): membrane; early endosome
Source: RefSeq, a predicted model, not a curated record